Columba livia (rock pigeon) is the source of this 1541-nucleotide messenger RNA. RefSeq names its product actin, cytoplasmic type 5. The record is from RefSeq and is a predicted model, not a curated record. Lineage: Eukaryota; Metazoa; Chordata; Aves; Columbiformes; Columbidae. The coding region runs from base 171 to 1301 and encodes 376 amino acids. The transcript has 2 exons.
CCCGGGAACGACUGAAAAGGGGGCGUGGCUGAGAGGCGGCUGAGAGCCAAUUAAAUAGUCAAGCGAGGGGCGGCUUCCGGUUCCGGGGCUAUAAGAGGCGGCGCGUGGGGCUGGGCCUGGUAGUCGCUGAGAAGACACCGCGGGGUGAGGAGAGCGCAGGCCUGCUCAGCAUGGCAGACGAGGAGAUCGCUGCACUUGUGGUGGACAAUGGCUCGGGCAUGUGCAAGGCAGGUUUUGCAGGGGAUGAUGCCCCCCGUGCUGUGUUUCCCUCCAUUGUGGGGCGCCCCCGGCACCAGGGGGUCAUGGUGGGCAUGGGGCAGAAGGACAGCUACGUGGGGGAUGAGGCCCAGAGCAAGAGGGGCAUCCUCACCCUGAAGUACCCCAUUGAGCAUGGCAUCGUCACCAACUGGGAUGACAUGGAGAAGAUCUGGCAUCACACCUUCUACAAUGAGCUGCGCGUUGCCCCAGAGGAGCACCCUGUCCUGCUCACCGAAGCCCCCCUGAACCCCAAGGCCAACCGGGAGAAGAUGACCCAGAUCAUGUUUGAGACCUUCAACACCCCAGCCAUGUAUGUAGCCAUCCAGGCCGUCCUGUCCCUCUAUGCCUCUGGCCGCACCACCGGCAUCGUCAUGGACUCCGGGGAUGGCGUCACCCACACUGUGCCCAUCUACGAAGGCUACGCGCUGCCCCACGCCAUCCUGCGCCUGGACCUGGCCGGCCGUGACCUCACCGACUAUCUCAUGAAGAUCCUCACGGAACGGGGCUACAGCUUCACCACCACAGCCGAGAGAGAGAUCGUGCGGGACAUCAAGGAGAAGCUCUGCUAUGUGGCUCUGGACUUUGAGCAGGAGAUGGCCACGGCUGCCUCCUCCUCCUCUCUGGAGAAGAGCUAUGAGCUGCCGGACGGGCAGGUGAUCACCAUCGGGAACGAGCGGUUCCGAUGCCCGGAGUCCAUCUUCCAGCCUUCCUUCCUGGGCAUGGAGUCCUGCGGCAUCCACGAGACCACCUUCAACUCCAUCAUGAAGUGUGACGUGGACAUCCGCAAGGAUCUGUACGCCAACACUGUGCUCUCGGGGGGCACCACCAUGUACCCUGGCAUCGCUGACAGGAUGCAGAAGGAAAUCACGGCCCUGGCACCCAGCACGAUGAAAAUUAAAAUCAUUGCCCCGCCGGAGCGCAAAUAUUCUGUCUGGAUCGGGGGCUCCAUCCUGGCGUCUCUCUCCACCUUCCAGCAGAUGUGGAUCAGCAAGCAGGAGUACGAUGAGUCCGGCCCCUCCAUUGUCCAUCGCAAGUGCUUCUAGAGUGGCCACCAACAGCCUUCCACCUUGGACCAGAAUUGUUCAACUGUUACUUAUUUUAUGUUUUAAUUAAUGGCCUGUUAGGCUGUAGUUUUCCUCUUCCUUGCAGCUCUCUGGGGCUUGUUCACCCUCCCUGUGUAGCACUGAUAGGAUGAUGACACUAAGGUCAGAUUUGUCACUGUUAGGUUUGUCACAACUGACUCCUUUGUAGGAAAACAAAUAAACUUCCUAAGCUUAAAAACC